UCGACAUGGCUCCUCUUGCAUACUCAGGCAGAAUCCGAGUUAGGAAGCACCCCACCCUCCCGUGCACUCUUCUCCUCCUCGUCGCUCUUCUCGUUCUUCUCGCCGCUUUCAACCACCUCGGCCCCACACUUAAAGCCCUUCCCAGCCUAGCGUCCGAGCACAACCUUCCCGCCUCCGCGUCAGCCACUACUAGUAGAACCUUCGCCUUCCCAGCACACACGGGCAAUGAUACGGAUACUGCCAUUGCGCGUGCGGAGUCUAGCGUGCACGUUGAACAUGUAGCUGAUCAAGUUGUCCUGACCGUCGAUGGAGCGGCGCAAGGCCGUCCGAUCUCGCCAUCAUUCUUCGGCAUUUUUCUCGAGGAGAUCAACCACGGAGGGGCGGGAGGGCUGUACGCGGAGCUCGUGCAGAACAGAGGGUUCGAAGCGGGCGGCCAGGAGACGCCGUCCACCAUCCACCCAUGGCUGCCCAUCGGGUCGGAGCCCCACGUGCUGCUAAGCACGGAGCGCUGCUCGCCCUUCCCCCGCAACCCCAUCGCCCUGCGCAUCGACAUCCACUGCGCCCCCCGGCCUUCUGCCCACGCCCCGCCGCCUCCUGCCGACUACAGCCCUGCUGCUGAGCUGCCUCUUGGUGGCAGCCGCGCAGCAGCCCCACACAGAGAAAAGCAGCGGCCGGCGCAAGGCGAGGAGGGAUUAGGGUUUGAAGUCGAGGAUGAGGCGCACCUGGAAUUCCCCUCAGAGGGAGAAGCGCAGCAGGGCUCAGGAUUGCCCUCUGGAUGGGGGGCCCGGAGGCUGUUCGCAUCCGCAGGGGAGCGUGCCGUGCAGCGUGGCAGUACGCACGGUGAAGACGCAGCGAAGACUGCUGUAGGAGCGCUUUUAGGGGUGGCAGAUGGAGAAGCGAGUCCGCAUGGACCUGUGCGUGUGGGGCUGCCUUUGAUGCCCAAGCUGGUCCCUGUGGUGGACACGUGGCAGACUGUGGCUCGGUGGCUGGGCGGCUGGCUUGGCAUGCGGCUGGAAGGUGCUGAGUCCGUGGGAGGAAAGCCAGGGAAAGGUGGUGCUGCUGACGGUGGGGGGAGGGAGGUGGUGCCUGGUGCUGCUGCGGAUGGCGGGGGGAGGGAGAGACGCAGCGAGGAGGGGGAGGGGGGGAGCAUGGAGGAAAGAGGGCAGGGGCAUGUGUGCGCUGAUGGUGUGGGGGUGCUUAAUCCUGGUUACUGGGGUAUGAACAUCCAGCAGGGCCAUGUGUACAACAUCAUCCUGCAUGCUCGUGCCACCGCUCCCCUCUCCCUCCGCCUCGCGUUCUUCUGCUCCUCCGCCCGCCCACCUCAACUCCCCCCCUCCUCGAUCGCCUGCGCUGGUUCAGCCCACAUCAGCCUCAACCAAUCCAUGGCUGCCACGUGGCACCGCUAUGAGGCCACCAUCACUGCGUCCGGCACGUGCCACAAUGCCUCGCUGGCCAUCACCACUGACAGCAUGACACGUGGCACUCUGUGGUUGGACCAGGUGUCAGCCAUGCCUGCAGACACGUUCAAGGCCCAUGGCAUGCGCAGGGACAUAGCCACCAUGCUGCAGGGCCUCUCCCCCGGCUUCAUGCGCUUCCCGGGGGGCUGCUAUGUGGAGGGCGUGCGGCUGGCCAAUGCCUUCAGAUGGCGGCCCACCAUCGGCCCUUGGGAACUCCGCCCAGGGCACUUCAACGACAGGUGGGGCUAUUGGUCGGAUGACGGGUUGGGCUUCUUUGAGUAUCUGCAGUUCGCAGAGGACGUUGGGGCCACACCUGUUUGGGUCUUCAACAGCGGCAACAGCCACACAGACAGCGUUUUCACGGGCGCCCUUGCUCCCUUCAUUCAGGAGGUGCUUGAUGGAAUCGAGUUUGCACGAGGGCCGUCGGAUUCGCGGUGGGGAGCGGAGAGGGCGGCCAUGGGCCAUCCAGAGCCGUUUGAUCUGCGGCACGUGGGCAUCGGCAACGAGAACUGCUACCAGGACAACUACCGAGGCAACUUCCUGCGCUUCCAGGCGGCAAUCAAGGCAGCAUAUCCCGACAUGGCAGUGGUGUACACUUGUGACGUCAGCAGGGGGCCUCCUGACCACCCCCCGACGGAUCUAUACGAUUUCCAUUCCUUUGGGACAGCAGAGGGCAUUUUCAACCUGGGCCGCUACUUUGAUGACGUCAGCAGGGGUGGACCCAAGGCCUUUCUGAGCGAGUUCGCAGUGCAAGGGGGGGGUGGGGAUGGCAACGUGCGGGCAGCAGUGGCAGAAGCGGGCUUCCUCAUCGGACUGGAACGAAACAGUGACGUGGUGGCGAUGGUCAGCUACGCGCCUCUGCUGGUCAACGUACAUGACAGGAGCUGGACCCCUGACCUGAUAGGCUUUGAUUCCCACCGCAUCUACGGCACUCCCAGCUACUGGCUGCAGCGCAUGUUCCAACACUCCAAGGGGGGCUCCCUGCUGCCCUCCCGCCUUUCCUUCUCCUCCUCCUCCCUGGCUACACUGCCCUCGAAUCUCACCUCCACCAGUCAAGACGCAUCGCGCUCAGAUGCCACCUCCACCCGGGAAGACCCACCUUCCUCAGAUGCCACCCUCACCCCUGAAGGUGCCGAGGGGGGAGGUGGUGGGUGUGAUGCUAGGCGGUUUGAAGCAUCGGCUGUUCGGAUCAAGAGAGGUGGCAACUCGGCGCAAGAAGCCAUUUUGGUCAAGGCAGCCAAUUUCCAGCCAUCGCCAGUGACUCUGCAUGUGGAGCUACAAGGCGCGACCGCCUCUGGCCCGGUGCUGCUCACUCUCCUCUCCAGCGCCUCUGGCAACCCCGAUGAUGAAAACUCAAUUGGGGACCCUGUGAAGGUUAUUCCCAGAAUGGCGAUGCACGAAGUCAGCACCCUUGCAUAUUCGAUCCCGUCAAUGUCAACGGUUACCAUUAACUUCCCUGUUCUUGGUCUCUAGCUAUAUUUUGAUGCACAUGUUGCAUUCGCAAGGCUGUUGCAAGCAGAUGACUCAGGGCUUGUUUCUAGUAGGUGUCAUCCCGAGAAAGUGUCAUCCGAGAAUGUUGGAAACCCAUCGCUGUCAAACAUAACUUGGUUUGUUACUGUAGACUAACAGGUUUGUGCCUUAGAGGGUACAACACACUAGCCUACAUUGCGUUGUACCCACCUAUUCUAGUCAUUA
Messenger RNA from Closterium sp. NIES-67, 3152 nucleotides. The record is from the annotation of a GenBank genome assembly. Lineage: Eukaryota; Viridiplantae; Streptophyta; Zygnematophyceae; Desmidiales; Closteriaceae.